GAUCCCCUUUUAAGCAGCAGAAGGAAGCUAAUCAAUGUCAAAAACAAUAGAAAUUCCACCUGGGUUUACAAAAACUUUGUGCAAAAGAAUGAGUAUUGAUGAUAGUUACAUGCAAGAUGAUAAGAGGAAAGUUGGGUCUGUUAAUGAACUUUCUGGUAAAAGGUGCAGUUUAAGAGAAAGAGUUGCCCCAAAUCUCUAUAUUCCUGUCCAGUUCCAGCCCCGUCCACGUACACCGGGUCGCCCUCGGAAACAGAGAUCUGAUGUGACAGCUUCACAACCUUCACGACGCAGACCUGGUCGCCCUCCGAAACAGAAUUCAGAUGAAAUGCCAGCCUCACAACCUUCACGGCGUCGCUCAGGUCGCCCUCGGAGAAAGAUAUCAGAUGCAGUUUCACCUCCUACACCACUAUCGGGGUCGUCCAGAGAAGUUCCAGUACAAGUUUCUGCAACUGCAAAUGCUCCGGAGCCAGUCACCCCACCUCCCGGGCUACCAUUGGGAUCAACCAGUCAUAGUCCUUUGGAAGUUCCCUUUAAUAGUGAGGAUGAGCAAAUAGAAACAAAGUUAAAGAUAAAUCCUUUAUUAAGACUGAAGAAACCCCCAAGGACAAAUCGUACGCCCGAGAUGCUUGAUGAAGAAUUGAAGAAAGUAAUUCUUAAAGUUCAGUAUAUAUUGGUGCAGAAGCUGCUUAUUUCUGGGAACGAUGACAUUGACUGUAUGGUUCAUCAGGCCAAUACUACCUUUACAUAUUUGAAAGGAUUUGGUGUUGAUUAUGGCUCCUUUUACAAAGACGUCACAGAGUACAUCGAACAUCGCUACAAUUUACGUGAUGCAGAGAGAGAAGAAACCUCGUUGUCCUUCUCGGUGUGGGGAGGAAAUUAUUUAAAUGCUAUGCGUACUGCAAAUGAUGUUGAUGAGGUUAUCGUUCGUACUCAUGGAGAACAUGAGAAGGUCAAAGAGAAAAUUGGAUCUUUGAAGAGGCACAUUGAAGUUCUGAAGCAAGAGCUAGAACGUAUGGAACACGAAGAUGAACGUCUGAAACGUGAUAUGAUAAAAUAUAAAGUAGCACAAGAAGUUGCAGAAGCCAAGAGACAAGAACUUGGCACACUGUUGGAGGUAGCUCAAGCAAAGCUAAGGGAGAUUAAGCAACGCAAGAAUGCAGCUCUCGCAGGGAUUGAAUCCACCACUCAACGCCUAGAGUCUACAUAUCGUUGA
Solanum verrucosum is the source of this 1213-nucleotide messenger RNA. RefSeq lists its product as uncharacterized. Lineage: Eukaryota; Viridiplantae; Streptophyta; Magnoliopsida; Solanales; Solanaceae. The transcript is spliced from 4 exons. Bases 35 to 1213 code for a protein of 392 amino acids. The record is from RefSeq and is a predicted model, not a curated record.